This is a messenger RNA of Colletotrichum abscissum, 231 nucleotides long. RefSeq lists its product as uncharacterized. The record is from RefSeq and is a predicted model, not a curated record. NCBI's taxonomy places the organism in Eukaryota, Fungi, Ascomycota, Sordariomycetes, Glomerellales, Glomerellaceae. The transcript is spliced from 3 exons. The coding region runs from base 1 to 231 and encodes 76 amino acids.
AUGAAUGGCCAAUUGGAGGAGGUCGACUUGAGUAAAAGCAGACUGGCGGGUUUGAGAUCCUUGCAACAUAUGGCCAUUUCAGAUGGGGGCGGGGAUCGCCGCAACAUGGCAUAUCAAGUUGCCAAACUAACUUUUGGUGCGAAAGAAAAUACACGUAAGAAGAAAAGGCCUCAAAUUUGGAUCCAGCAAUUGAGAAAGACCGCACUUUGCAGCGUGUAUCGUUUCUGGUAG